Thelazia callipaeda (thelaziosis nematode) is the source of this 4305-nucleotide messenger RNA. NCBI's taxonomy places the organism in Eukaryota, Metazoa, Nematoda, Chromadorea, Rhabditida, Thelaziidae. The record is from the annotation of a GenBank genome assembly.
AUGUUACACCGGUUCUGUGUACUUAUAUGUGUAAUGUACGCAAUUCUUCAUGAAACAGAUGAUUCGACUGCUAUCAAUUUUAGUGAAUGUGGAAAGUUUUUCCCAGAAAAAGGUUUACAAAUAGUUACUGUUGGUGCUAAGUACUUGCGGAUUUUCCGUGCAAAUCCAUAUGCCUUAGUACUGAAAAAUGAACAGCAGUGGACCCAGACGACAAGACUAGAGUGUUUAUUAGAUGUACGAUUGUUAGCACCUGUUCAAGCAUUUGGUGUUGUUAGAAUUUCACAAAAUCCUGACUGCGAUAGUCUUCUAUUGGGAUUUGAUGAUGCAAAACUUUCUGUCGUAGCUGUUAAUCCUGCUGAACGAUGUUUAAAAACACUUUCCUUACAUUGCUUUGAAGAUGAGCUGUUAAAAGAUGGAUUUACAAAAAAUUUACCUCGUCCAAUUAUUCGUAUCGAUCCGGGUCAACGAUGUGCCACAAUGCUUAUAUUUGGAAGAUAUCUUGCUGUAAUUCCGUUUAACGACUCAAGUUCUCAGUUACAUUCUUAUACGGUGCAGCUGUCACAAAUAGACUCUCGUCUUACCAAUGUUGUGGACAUGAUUUUUCUUGAUGGCUAUUAUGAACCAACAUUAUUGUUUUUGUAUGAAUGUGUUCAAACAACUUGUGGACGUGCUUGCGUACGAUAUGAUACAAUGUCCGUGCUCGGUGUUUCACUGAAUGUUAAAGAACAAGCUCACGCCUCUGUGUGGCAGUUAAGUAAUUUACCGAUGGAUUGCAACCAGCUUUUGGCCAUACCUCAACCAGUUGGUGGAGUUUUGAUCUGUGCUACAAACGAGCUUAUUUAUCUAAAUCAAUCAGUCCCUCCAUGUGGCCAGUUUUUUUAUUUCUUAAAAUUUGGAUUCAAAAAACCGUUGAUUUUAUGUAGAAUCUCAUUAAAUAGUUGCAUGGAUGGUUAUACGAAAUUUCCGCUGAAAGAUUGUAAGCAUAUGCUCAUGACAUUGGAUGGUUCUGCAAUAACUGCUAUUUCUACGAAUAAGAUUCUAGUUUGCAAUCGUGAUGGGCUUUUAUUUAUUUUAACUUUGGUUACAGAUGCCACAAAUUCUGUCAAGUCAUUGGAGCUGAAAUUUCAGUAUGAGACUGUUAUACCUUACACUAUGACUUUUUGCGCACCUGGCUAUCUUUUCAUUGGUUCUCGUCUUGGUGACUCUGUAUUAUUACAUUACAGUUUUAGUCACCCUGCAUCAGAAGAAUCUGCCGCGAAAAAAAUGAAAUUGAAUUCUGAGUAUAACUCAAACGAAGAAGAUGAGGAUGUUGAGUUAUAUGGGGAAAUACUUCCAAAGAAUUUGAUGUCCGACAUUUUUAAUCAGGUGCUGAGAACGGAAGCUGUAGAAGAAACAAUGAAUAUUCGGUUGCUGGAUAAAUUACUUAAUGUUGGUCCUUGCAAGAAAAUUACAGGUGGUUGUCCAAACGUUAGUACCUACUACCAAGAACUUCCUCGGAAAGAUCCACUUUUUGACUUGGUGUGCGCAUGUGGACAUGGAAAGUGUGGUAGUAUUUGUAUAUUUCAACGAAGUGUUCGUCCCGAAAUCAUCACAAGUAGCAAUAUUGAGGGGGUCGUGCAAUACUGGGCUAUUGGACGUCGUGAAGAUGAUACUCAUAUGUAUUUUAUUGCUUCCAAAGAAAUAGGAACUUUGGCUCUUGAAACAGACAAUGAUUUAGUAGAAUUAGAAGCACCCAUUUUCGCAACUUCAGAAUCAACUAUUGCCGCUGGUGAUUUAGCGGACGGUGGUUUAGCAAUUCAGGUUACUACAUCAAGCAUCGUAAUGGUUGCAGAAGGACAGCAAAUUCAAUAUAUACCUUUGCAGUUGACAUUUCCAGUUCGUAGUGCUUCUAUUGUAGAUCCAUAUGUAGCCAUCUGUACUCAGAACGGUAGAUUAUUGCUGUUUGAGUUGACCAGUCAUCCACAUGUGCAUCUCAAGGAAGUUGAAAUUUUGAAAAGAUUACGCCAUGAAACAUCACCGAUAACGUCUUUAUCAAUUUAUCGUGAUAUGAGUGGUAUUAUACGAUUUUGCUCUUUAUCAAAUAUGUCACAACAUAUGUCUAGCAGUUUAAGUACGAAAGUUGCUGAACAGUAUUUCGAUGAUGUUGACGAUCUGCUUUUAUAUGGAGAUUCUAGGAAGCCAAAAAAAGAAAUGGUAUCUAAACGGAGGAUCGUUGGAACGAAACCGACGGAGCAAAAUACUCAUUUUGAUACUGAUAUAGUUGACCCUAAUACAAUCGUACCUUCACAUUGGAUUGUGAUUGCUCGAGAAAAUGGCAAUAUAUACAUUUAUUCUAUACCAGAAUUACAUUUGGUUUUUAUGGUUAAGAAAAUCAGUCAUUUGCCAGAUGUUGCAACUGAUCAACCAUAUGUAGAAGAUGAACCAUCUGUAGGAGAUGGCGUCGAUGCGUUAUCUGGAACAAUGGUCGACACGUUUGCUGCAAAGCCAGAAGAAGUGAUAAUGGAAGUGUUGCUUGUGGGGAUGGGUAUGAAUCAAGGACGCCCAAUGCUUUUCUUACUAAUUGAUGACAUGGUUUCAAUCUACGAAAUGUUUCCUUAUGAUAAUGGUGUUCAAGGGCAUUUGGCUAUAAGGUUUAAACGACUCCCGUACACAUCAGUAACAAGAUCCUGUCGUUUUCAAGGUGUGAAUGGCCGAGCAGCAGUAGAAUCAGUCAGGGAUGCAGUUAGGCAUAAACCUGUAUUGCAUCCUUUCGAAAGGAUAGGAAAUAUUCUAAAUGGUGUAUUUAUUUGUUCUUCAUACCCAUGCAUUUUCUUCUUGGAAAUCGGUAUACCACGACUUCAUCCUCUUAAUCUUGAUGGACCCAUAUUAUCUUUUACCACUUUCAACAAUAUUGCUUGCCCGAAUGGAUUUAUUUAUUUGACAGAGAGGGAACGGCUAAUGCGUGUGGCGAAAAUGCCAAAUGAUGUCAUACUCGACGCAUCAUAUCCAGUGAAAAGAAUCCACAUUGGAGUGACUGUGCACAAUGUUACAUAUUUAUUACAUUCGAAUACUUAUGCGGUUCUAACCAGUGAAAAAAUCAAUGUAAAAAAAAUGUGUGUACUGAUAAAUGAUGACAAAACAUUCGAGGAACAUGAAAAACCGGAUACAUUUAUUUAUCCACAAAUAGAUCAAUACAAAUUAAACUUAUAUUCACCAGAGGAUUGGAAACCUGUGCUAAAUGCAGAAGUGAAUUUUGAUGAGUUUGAAGUUGUCACUAGUAGUGAAGAAGUUGUUUUACGUUCUGAAAGCACUGUAUCCGGCGUGCAAAAUUACUUGGCUAUUGGCACUGCAUGUAAUUUUGGUGAAGAAGUUUUGGUACGAGGCCGAAUCAUUAUUUCAGAAGUCAUUGAAGUAGUACCAGAACCAGGACAGCCAACUAGUAAACAUCGAAUAAAAACACUAUACGAUAAAGAACAAAAAGGGCCAAUAACUAGUUUAUGUUCCUGUAAUGGCUAUCUAUUAACUGGCAUGGGUCAAAAGGUGUUCAUAUGGUUAUUUAAAGAUAAUAAUUUGCAAGGAAUAUCCUUUUUGGACAUGCAUUUUUAUAUACAUGAACUAACUGGUGUUCGAAACCUUGCUCUUGCUUGCGAUAUGUAUCGUUCUGUUGCACUGCUCCGAUAUCAGGAAGAACACAAAGCACUUUCCCUAGCUAGUCGUGAUAUGCGUUCUGAUGUGCAAUCGCCAAUGGCUUCUCAGUUUAUGGUUGAUAAUAAACAGUUAGGAUUUCUGAUGUCUGAUGAAGCAGCUAACAUUGCUAUGUUUAAUUAUUUGCCAGAAACUUUGGAAUCGUUGGGAGGAGAGAAAUUGAUAUUGCGUGCUGAGAUUAAUAUUGGAACAUUAGUGAAUUCAUUUAUUCGGGUGAAAGGACAUGUUUCAAGUGGUUUUGUCGAAAACGAAUUACACUCAUUAGAAAGGCAAAGUGUUUUUUUCGCUUCGUUGGAUGGGAGUUUUGGAUAUCUACGUCCACUCACUGAAAAGGCUGGCUUUUCAUUUUUUGUUUUUCGACGACUACACAUGUUGCAGCAAUUAAUUUCAUCCGUAGUUGUACAAAAUGCUGGCUUGAAUGCAAAAGGAUCGCGUGCGCCACGACCACAAAAACCAAAUCAAUUUGGUAAUACUCGAAAUUUGGUUGAUGGUGAUGUGGUUAUGCAAUAUUUGCAUCUUUCAUUGCUAGAAAAAAAUGACUUGGCUCGUAAAUUAGGAACAAGUCGCUAUCACAUAAUGGAUGAUCUCACUGAAAUUCGUAGGCUUACAACGCAUUACUGA